Molecule: messenger RNA, 1616 nt
Organism: Hypoxylon trugodes
Lineage: Eukaryota; Fungi; Ascomycota; Sordariomycetes; Xylariales; Hypoxylaceae
Exons: 3
Coding region: 92-1273 (393 amino acids)
Source: RefSeq, a predicted model, not a curated record
ACCCUAUAGGUAAGGACGAAGUAGAGGGCUCUUCUCUCGAACAAAAUUCCCGAAACAACUGUCCAGAGAAACUGUACUAUCACUGCUAAAUAUGUCAGCAAGUCUAGUUAUUCAAUUUCGGAAUAAUGCUUCCUUUUUAGCAGUAUGGACUCUUUCAGCCUCAUUACUGCUAGGAAUCUUAGUUGGUCUCAGGCGACUUUCACGGAUGAGAAAAGAGAGGGAAACAAACACGAACUCAAGGGGAGGCGAUGAAAUAAAACUACCAUUUUUAUCAAAUAUAGUUCCAUUUAAGGGCUUACCUAUAUAUGACAAGCCCGAAUGGCCCAGAUGCUGGAAAGCUGGAAAAUACCAACUUACAAUGGGCCUCCGAAAGCUGGACCCAGACAAUUGGAUGACCUUCGACAAUCAGUGGGAAAUAGAGCACAAAGCCAAGUUGGAGUAUGCCUCAAGGAAGGACAAAGAAACAAUUGUCGACUAUCUUGAUGGCGAGGAUGAGGCGGCGGUAGAAUUGCUCGAGGUUAUCGUGACGUAUAUCACUCGGAGAUAUCCGGAUAUGUUCUGUCUUGAGGGUGAUCAAAUAAUCAUUAUUCCGAUUGGUGAGAGAUAUCGGAUUAAAGCACCAUAUGAUCGUCAUCCCUUGGAAACCGCAUCUCUUUUGGUAAUGGAUGACCUCUAUAUACUCAAACAGGGAGAGGGUGAUCUUUAUUAUCUACGCGGGGCAUUCCUAGCUGCCCCCACUGGCUGGCGGCUCGACCAGAAGAUCGGAUGGCCCUUGCAUCAAAUUCAUGAUCCAGUACCAUUGUGGAAGGAGAAGCUGAAGAAAUCAAUGGAGAGAUUUUUCGUUAAUCUCAAGGUCAAUUCACCUAUUCAGCGAAACAACCUCUUCGUCCAACCAUGUGGGGAAAUAUUUCAUCACGAUAGAUUCGAAAGUUAUCCCGAAGUUAAACGAAUCGAAGAUCUUUGGAUACGCACGGAGCUUCAGUCAUUAUGCCGACUUCCUCGGUCAAAGGCCGUUGUCUUUAGCGUUCGGACAUAUAUGGCAAAAAUGACUGAACUUAAGGAAGAACCGGCAGCGCUCGAGCGACUUUGGGAUGCAGUGCGCAAUUUUCCAGAUAUUGUCAGCGAAUACAAGAGUGUACAAUUAUGGAAAGAUGUGUUUGAAGCAUUCUGUCGUGAGGAAUUGGGGAAGAAUGAACCAGAAAUCGAUGCUAAUACCCGCGAUGGCGUGACGACGGCGUAUCAACCCAAGGCGUGCCCCGCAGGGUUCACCUAAAGGCGCCAAUUCUAACAUUCAUAGCAAACAAUGAAGCGUAACAGUGCGUCUCAUAGGUCAGUGACCCGAUGCGCUAGAUGGCAGAAGUCCCAAGACUUCUCCAAGAUUAUUCACGCCCUAACAAUAUCAAAUCCCGAUUAAUACCUAGGUAAUGGUGCUGGAGGGCUAGUACGUGAUGUCAGGGGUACCGCUUUGUCAACUUAUCGCAACCUUCCAUACCAGUCUCUUUCAAGUCAAAGCAACAUAGCACUACUCUUCGGGCCGUAUCACACUCAAGCAAACAGCAGUCACCCGGACCGAUACCUACUAUCCCCAAUCCAAUCGCCGGCUUAGGAUAUUAGAG